Myotis myotis is the source of this 600-nucleotide messenger RNA. RefSeq names its product zinc finger protein 215-like. Gene Ontology annotation, biological process: regulation of DNA-templated transcription. The record is from RefSeq and is a predicted model, not a curated record. NCBI's taxonomy places the organism in Eukaryota, Metazoa, Chordata, Mammalia, Chiroptera, Vespertilionidae. The transcript is spliced from 3 exons. The coding region runs from base 1 to 477 and encodes 158 amino acids.
AUGGUCUUAGGCAGCCCCUGUGAAACGGUGGUUCGGCCUCCAAAGGGGACGUUGCCUCGCUGGGGGCUAAACCUGCUGGGUCCGCCUCCCAGGCGUCCUUUCCAGCUUCACUCGGGAGGGAGCCUGGAAGGCGCGGAGGAGCCGGUGUCCCCGCAGCACAGACGCGAGUGUGGGGCUCGGCGACCCCGCGAGGGACCCGCUUCGGGGCGGGACAGGGUUCUCUCCCCGCCCCCUGCGCCCGAGAGCCCAAUGGCUGCGGCCGCGCCGGGGCGCCCGGCUCAGGACCGCGUGACCUUUGACGACGUGGCCGUGUACUUCUCCUGGGAGGAGUGGGGGCUCCUGGAUGAGGCUCAGAGACGCCUGUACCAGGAGGUGAUGCUGGAGAACUUGGCCCUUGUAUCCUCUCUGGGUAAGACUCUCACCGUCUCAUCACUCAGCUUCAGUUCCCGCUGGUUUUUACAACCAGAGUUUGGCUAGGUUCCUGGUCUGGGGCCGAGCCCCCUUGCUCCUCAGGUACCUUCACAGCCUAGAUAUCCCGACCAGUUUCUAUCUGCCACAUGUAAAAAAAAAAAAAAAAGUUUCUGGUCAUUGGGGCAAAAA